ACUCGGAAAUCAGCUUCUUCCUCGGCUGCCUUCAAACAUGGCGGAGGUCAGGUUGUGUUUUGGAAGGAGAGUCUGCCACUUUGCGCAUAAAACACGUAACCGUAACCUGUUGGGAAGUCAGAAGAAGCUAAGUAAAUAUGCAAGAGAGGCGUCUCGUCUGUCGGUGGGGUUUCUUUUGGGUGAUACUCAAUACAACCGACUGUACGGAGCGGAAGACGCCGCGGACGCGCUGACCGCGGAACUUUGUCAGCGCGUCGACGCAGGAGGACCUUCACGGUGUGACUCUGUCACUUUUAAAACGCAUUCGCUUCUUGCUGCUAAUCGUUGGGGCACUUCUCCCAGCCCCCGUUUGUUUUGGAGACAUGCUUGGAUUGAUCAGAAUGUCAGAGCUUACAGCGGCAACGGAACCGGAGCGGAGCCUCUUUACAAAAGCAAAACGGGCUAUUAUGAAGUGUUAGAGGUACCGCCCACUGCCACUCAGGCCCAGAUAAAAACCGCCUACUACAAGCAGUCCUUCAUCUACCACCCAGACCGAAACUCCGGCAGCGACCAGGCCACCACCCGCUUCUCUGAAAUCAGCGAGGCCUACACGGUGCUGGGGAGCAAGGCCCUGAGGAAGAAGUACGACCGGGGUCUGCUGUGUCUGUCAGACCUCACCGCCGCAAACAGACCCUCCGGCCGGGACUCCACCGGGGGCCCCGUGAGGCAGCCCGGGGGCAGCGGAUCUGUGGCGGGCCAACAUGUCCGGCGAGGCUCCUUUGACUUCGACACGUUUUACAAGUCCCACUACAGCGAGCAGCUGCAGAGAGAAAGAGACAUCCGAGUCCGCAAGGAGGAGAUGAUGAAGAGGAAAAAGAAGUCGAUGGCUUAAAGGUUGGCUGACAUUCUGCUACUGAAGGGAAGCGGAGGCUGAUGAGGAAGAAUGUAAUGCAAGCUAGAAACGCUGGAUGGAGACGGAUCUCAGUUGGAGCCCCGAACGCUUUAACAUCACUUUCAUCCGCCUUUUUCAAGGUGACACUGUGCAAUAUUGCAAUUUGUAAUGCAAAUACUAUUUCAGGAACAAUCGUUGCUCGGCUGUACGUCAACCAAUGUUAUGGUUAAACUCUUCUGGCUUUUAUACAGCAGAUUUUUGAAAUAAGUGAAGCAAGCUUCAAAGAUGGUUUAUUGCUAUUUAUGGCAAAUUUGUAGCAAUGUACUUUACCUUUAUACUCCUACCACAGUUAAUUUAAACAACAUGCCUUGGACAAUAUUUUUUGUAAAGGUCAGUGGUUACAUUGUCCACAUAUUUGACAAAUAAAUGCUUUAUGCAUCAGUGAAAUUCA
Betta splendens (Siamese fighting fish) is the source of this 1322-nucleotide messenger RNA. RefSeq names its product dnaJ homolog subfamily C member 30, mitochondrial-like. Bases 38 to 871 code for a protein of 277 amino acids. The record is from RefSeq and is a predicted model, not a curated record. Lineage: Eukaryota; Metazoa; Chordata; Actinopteri; Anabantiformes; Osphronemidae. The transcript is spliced from 2 exons.